Rasamsonia emersonii CBS 393.64 is the source of this 606-nucleotide messenger RNA. RefSeq lists its product as uncharacterized. The record is from RefSeq and is a predicted model, not a curated record. Bases 1 to 606 code for a protein of 201 amino acids. Lineage: Eukaryota; Fungi; Ascomycota; Eurotiomycetes; Eurotiales; Trichocomaceae. The transcript has 2 exons.
AUGAUCGAUCAUAUGAGGAUUUCGAAUGUUCGUUCUCUCUCUCUCUUGAUUCAGGACUUCUCACGACGCGCCAUCCUGCAUCGUGAUCGGAACAGUAAAGUUGGUCGUUCCGGCCGUGAUGUUGGCAUUGCCGUAUUCCUCGGAGAAGCCGCCGAAGUUGUCCACGGUCCACCGGUGCCUGACCUGGAGGUUCCAGACCGGGUAAGAGCGCGGGAUCAGGUUCGCGCUGACCGUCUUGUCGGCGCAGGGCUGGUAGUCGCCCGCGACAUCGGUGCCCUGGCAGGUGGUGUUGAAGCCCGGCGUGUUGGGCCCGGCGCGGCCCGAAAUCACGAAGCUGUAUGCGCAGCCGCCGGGCGAGCAGCCGACUUCGAAGUUCGUCACUUGCCAGGGAGCUUUGCCUGCUGCCCCGUAGAGGUGGUAGACGCUACGAGCAUCUGCGAGAGGAGCGAUGGAGGCGGCGAGGCCGGCGAGGAGAAGAUCCAGGCGCAUGUUUUCUACAGUACAGGACUACUUCGCCAGCAGCAGCUAGCUAGCCUACAGGAAGGCUGGCUGUCAGAGGAACGCGAAACGGCGUCGCCAAGCACUCGCGUAGUGGCCGACUCCUGA